Leptomonas pyrrhocoris is the source of this 1262-nucleotide messenger RNA. RefSeq lists its product as hypothetical. The coding region runs from base 69 to 1262 and encodes 397 amino acids. Lineage: Eukaryota; Euglenozoa; Kinetoplastea; Trypanosomatida; Trypanosomatidae. The record is from RefSeq and is a predicted model, not a curated record. The transcript has a single exon.
AGGAUCACCGCAGCACACGCCCUCCACCCAACGCAGCAAAAAUAGCACAAGUCAUUAAUAGAAAAGGAAUGGAGAAGUUUCGCCACUUUGGCGACGCCGCCACCGGCAUCCACCCCUUCACCGUCGUCGUCGCCCCCACCACGCUGGGCCGCAUCGGGGCCACCUGUAUGUUCCCCAUGCGCCUGCUCUUCAGCACCGUCUUUGUACUUCUGCUGCUCCUCACCGACACGUUACUGUGGGUGCUCUACCGCGUUUACUUGGGCAUACUAGGUCAGCUUCUCCUUGCCCCGCUGCAGCGGGCGUCGAUCCGGGGGCUGCUCUUCUUUAUUGGGCACAUCCUCCCCGAUCAGCCCACCGUUAUUACCCAGCUGAGCAGCAGCAACGCCAAGAAGGGUGUCGUCACGUCCCGUCAGGUGCGCGCCGGUGACGUGGUGGUGUGCAACUUGCAAUCUGUGUGGGAUGGUCCGGUGCUGGAGGUGAUGCUGGCCCAGCCCUACCACGCCCUUUGCUUCCCCGAUGCCACCGCCACGGCGGGUCCGGCGCCGGGGCUGCGUGUGUUCUGGCCAAGUCCGCUGCAGCGUUGGAAAGUGUGGGGCUUCGUUCGUCGCACCGGCACUUUGGACUUCCUAACCGCCCAGCAGACCCUCGCGAAGAAGGACGAGGCGCUGCCGCUGUACCGCGUGCAGGACGCCGCGGCAACGGCGGGGGUGCCGGUUUGGUGGUGCGGCGAGGGGACCUGCAGUAACGGCAAAGGGCUGUUACCCAUGCCUGCUGCGAUCUGCCGCUCAUGUGCACCCACACCGACGACGGCGCAGUGCUCUGUCUACGUGGCCACGAUUCAAUACGACUCGCCAGCCCUGCAGAAUGUUCUUGGGAGCGACGUGGAGGACGUCUUCAGCUUCCUCUUUCGCACCAGUGUGCUGCUGUACGGCAGCACCGCGCCUGCGUGGUCGAGCCCCUUCUUCCCUUCCGCAGAGGUCACCUUCGGCGCUGCCGGCCUCACACGCGCUACGGCCUACGAGGCGGAGGGCGCUCAUGCAAACGCGAAGAGCUCGAGUGCCGCCACGUACUGGACGCUGAACCCAUCCGCGGUGUUGGAGCUGCGACACGCGAUGUGUCAGCGGGGACAGGCGCUUGUCGUGAGCGGCGGCGGCAGCGGCGGCGCAGCCGUGCGUCGUCAGCCGCUCUCUGUCGGUGUGAAGGAGAAGAAAGGCUUCGUGGAAGCCUACGUGGCCAUGCUGUUGCCGAAGGACGUGAAGUGA